AGUCCAUCCUUCUGGCUCUCAGUUCCCUAGCAGAAGAGACUUGUGGCCAUCCCAGGGGGAGACAUCUAAACACUUGACACUUUCAGGUACCACGUGGACACAGGAGAUAGUGGACAUGAUUCAGCACAAUGGGGAUGUUGAGAAAUGCAGACGUGAGACAACUUACAAACGCCAUCCUUUCCUUGAGUGGUACAUCGCGGAGCCUCCGUCUGCACGUUACUCAGGUGUGGAGUUAGCUGAUGCUAUGCCAUCUCCACGAACCAUAAAGACUCAUCUGCCUGUGCAGCUGCUGCCUCCCUCCUUCUGGGAACAAAACUGUAAGAUAAUCUACGUGGCAAGAAAUGCAAAGGACAACCUGGUGUCAUACUACCAUUUCCACAGAAUGAAUAAAGGAUUGCCUGAACCAGGAACUUGGGAGGAAUUCAUGGAGAAAUUCGUGACUGGAAAAGUGCUCUGGGGUUCCUGGUAUGACCAUGUAAAAGGAUGGUGGAAGGCAAAAGACAAGCACCGUAUUCUCUACCUCUUCUAUGAAGACAUGAAGGAGAACCCAAAGAAAGAAAUUCAGAAGAUUGCAAAGUUCCUGGAGAAGGAUCUGAGCGAGGAGGUUCUAAACAAGAUAGUCCAUAACACUUCAUUUGAGAUAAUGAAGCAAAAUCCCAUGGCAAACUACACGAAGGACUUUGCUGGCAUAAUGGAUCAUUCCAUUUCCCCAUUCAUGAGAAAAGGGACUGUUGGGGACUGGAAGAAUCAUUUCACUGUGGCCCAGAACGAGCAAUUUAAUGAAGAUUACAAGAAGAAAAUGUCUGACACCUCUCUUGUUUUUCGCAUGGAAUUGUGA
This is a messenger RNA of Acanthisitta chloris (rifleman), 838 nucleotides long. RefSeq names its product sulfotransferase 1C1-like. The transcript has 6 exons. The record is from RefSeq and is a predicted model, not a curated record. Lineage: Eukaryota; Metazoa; Chordata; Aves; Passeriformes; Acanthisittidae. Gene Ontology annotation, molecular function: sulfotransferase activity. Gene Ontology annotation, cellular component: cytoplasm. The annotation marks the transcript as partial. Gene Ontology annotation, biological process: sulfation.